Messenger RNA from Trifolium pratense (red clover), 1631 nucleotides. RefSeq names its product AP2-like ethylene-responsive transcription factor At1g16060. Gene Ontology annotation, molecular function: DNA-binding transcription factor activity; DNA binding. NCBI's taxonomy places the organism in Eukaryota, Viridiplantae, Streptophyta, Magnoliopsida, Fabales, Fabaceae. The coding region runs from base 372 to 1436 and encodes 354 amino acids. The record is from RefSeq and is a predicted model, not a curated record. Gene Ontology annotation, biological process: regulation of DNA-templated transcription. The transcript is spliced from 8 exons.
AUAAAAUGGUUAAUUAAUUAUGAGGUAGAAAACAGAGAAUAAAGUUAUUAAGCUUACAAAUGAAACUUAUUGACAGCUACAUCACAGAAAUUCCAAGUGAAGACAAUAGAGAAAGAAUUUAACAUAGAGCCGAUUUUACAGACGGCCACAAACAACCAUCUUUCAGCCGGCUAUCUCAAUUCUGCCAGCAUUAUUUUUUCUAACCCCAUUCCUUAGCCCAUCCCUUUAAAAUCUUCUUCACCUCAAACCACUAUACUAUAGUUUUCUUUUGGAAAUAUUAAUGCACCAUUCAUAAUAAUAUAUAUAUAUAUCUUAGCUACUUUGCUUCUUCAGUAUACACAUCUUUGAUCUUAAGUGGAUCUUUUUUUCCAAUGGCGAAAAAAUCGCAGAAGCAAAUCGAGAAAGACAACGAUAACAAUAAUCUAAAUGCAAGUAACACGGUUACUACUAAGGCAAAACGGACUAGGAAAAGUGUUCCGAGAACUAGUCCACCUCAACGUAGCUCAAUAUAUAGAGGUGUCACUAGGCAUCGGUGGACAGGUCGAUAUGAAGCUCAUUUGUGGGAUAAGAAUUGUUGGAAUGAGUCUCAAAACAAGAAAGGAAGACAAGUGUAUCUUGGUGCCUAUGAUAAUGAAGAGACUGCAGCACAUGCUUAUGAUCUAGCAGCAUUGAAAUAUUGGGGUCAAGAUACCAUAAUUAAUUUUCCGUUAUCAAACUAUCAGAAAGAAUUGAUUGACAUGGAGAGUCAAUCAAGGGAGGAAUAUAUUGGAUCCUUAAGAAGGAAAAGCAGUGGUUUUUCGAGGGGAGUUUCUAAAUAUAGAGGUGUUGCAAGACAUCAUCAUAAUGGAAGGUGGGAGGCUAGGAUUGGCAAAGUUUUUGGCAAUAAGUAUCUUUAUCUUGGAACCUAUGCCACACAAGAAGAAGCAGCUACUGCUUAUGACAUGGCAGCUAUUGAAUAUCGUGGACUUAAUGCUGUUACCAAUUUUGAUCUAAGCCGUUAUAUUAAGUGGCUUAAGCCCAACAACAACAACAAUGAUAAUAACAAGUCCAAUACUAAUCCUUGUGACAUUAACACUAAUUAUAGUACUAACGACCAAAACUCUAAUGAAGAAUUGGAAUUUAGCAUCCUAGACAAUGAGACAUUAUCACUCAAUAAUUCUAUUGAUGAAGCCACAUUGGUUCAACCUCGACCAACUAGUGCCACGUCAGCCCUAGAGCUUCUACUUCAAUCAUCUAAGUUUAAGGAAAUGGUGGAAAUGGCAUCUAUGACAUCCAAUGUGUCAACAACAUUGGAGUCUGAUCAAUUGUCACAAUGCUCAUUUCCUGAUGAUAUUCAAACUUACUUUGAAUAUGAAGAUUUUAAUGAUGGUACCAUGUUGGAUGACCUCAACUCCAUUGUGCCUAUGUUCCACUUUGAAGGUGCUGAGAUUUUAUAACUCACUUCAAAAAAGAGAUUAGAAAAAUGUAACGUUUUAUUUAUUUGUUUGAUUUUUUCAUUAAUGUUUUUUAUAAGACCGACACCCUUUAUAAUUUUACCCUAAUUAGGAUUUAAGCUUUUAGAAGAAAUAAGUUAUCAUUGAGAAGAUUCAAAUGUGGACUAAUUGUAUCAAAUUUGAUUUCAUGAAUAUUUA